Molecule: messenger RNA, 3266 nt
Organism: Dama dama (fallow deer)
Lineage: Eukaryota; Metazoa; Chordata; Mammalia; Artiodactyla; Cervidae
Gene: CLCA2
Product: chloride channel accessory 2
Exons: 14
Coding region: 14-3082 (1022 amino acids)
Biological process (GO): chloride transport
Molecular function (GO): intracellularly calcium-gated chloride channel activity
Source: RefSeq, a predicted model, not a curated record
UUCUUGCCCAACCAUGAUUCAGGAGGAAACCCAGCCACAGAACAGGCAAGUGUGGUAUCGCCUAGAGAAAAACGACUUGCAGAGACAGGUCUCAUUUAGAUCCACCCCAGAUUUUGCAAAGAAGGCACCUCCUUCAUCACAGACUCUAAGACCUUCCAAGUUCAGGAAGAAAUUAUCUGCGUCGCCAUUAACAACUUGGCACAAUGUACCUGGCAGGACCAGUGUGACUGAAUCGGAGGUUUUUCUCAACAUGACCCACAGGGACAGUGAAGGUCCUGUUUGCAGCCUGAAAUUUGUGACUCUCCUGGUGGCCUUAAGUCCGGAAUUCCUCUUCCUGGGAGCCGGACUGCAGCUUCGAGACAAUGGGUACGAUGGAUUACUUAUUGCAGUCAAUCCUCAGGUAUCCGAGGAUCAGAACCUUAUCCCAAACAUUAAGGAAAUGAUAACCGAAGCUUCUUUUUACCUAUUCAAUGCUACCAAGAGAAGAGUGUUUUUCAGAAAUGUAAAGAUUUUAAUACCUGCCACAUGGAAAGCUAGUAAUUACAGCAAAGUAAAACAAGAAUCAUACGAAAAGGCAAAUGUCAUAGUAACUGACUGGUAUGGGGCACAUGGUGAUGAUCCAUACACCUUGCAAUAUAGAGGAUGUGGAAAAGAGGGAAAAUACAUUCAUUUUACAUCUGAAUUUCUAUUAAAUGAUGGCUUAAUAGCUGGCUAUGGAUCACGAGGCAGAGUGUUUGUUCAUGAAUGGGCCCAUUUCCGUUGGGGUGUGUUUGGUGAAUAUAACAAUGAGAAACCCUUCUACAUAAAUGGGCAAAGUCAAAUUGAAGUAACAAGGUGUUCAUCUGAUAUCGCAGGCAUUUUUGUGUGUGAGAAAGGUCCCUGCCCGCAAGAAAACUGUAUUAUUAGCAAGAUUUUCCAAGAAGGAUGCAUGUUUAUAUACAAUAGCACCCAAAAUGCAACUUCAUCGAUAAUGUUCAUGCAAAGUUUAUCUUCUGUGGUUGAAUUCUGUAAUGCAAGUACCCACAACCAAGAAGCUCCAAAUCCACAGAACCAAAUGUGCAGCCUCAGAAGUGUCUGGGAUGUAAUCACAGACUCUGACGACUUUAGUAACAGUCUUCCCAUGAGUGGGACCGAGCUCCCACCUCCUCCCACUUUCUCUCUUGUACAGGCUGGUGACAGAGUGGUUUGUCUAGUGCUGGAUGUGUCCAGCAAGAUGGCAGAGGCUGACAGACUCCUUCAACUGCAACAAGCAGCAGAAUUUUACUUGAUGCAGAUUGUUGAAAUUCAUACCUUUGUGGGCAUUGCCAGCUUUCAUAGCAAAGGGGAGAUCAGAGCCCAGCUACAGCAAAUUAACAAUGAUGAUGACCGAAAGUUGCUAGUUUCACAUCUGCCUGUCACCGCGUCAGCUGAAGCAGAAACCAGUGUUUGCUCAGGGCUGAAGAAGGGAUUUGAGGUGGUUGAAAAACUGAAUGGAAAAGCCUCUGGCUCUGUGAUGAUAUUAGUGACUAGUGGAGAUGAUGACCAUAUCACCAACUGCUUCCUCACUGCUCUCAGCAGUGGUUCAACUAUCCAUACCAUUGCCCUGGGUUCAUCCACGGUCAAAAACCUGGAGGAACUGUCACGUCUUACAGGAGGUUUAAAGUUCUUUGUUCCAGAUAAAUCCAAUUCCAAUAGCAUGAUUGAUGCUUUCAGUAGAAUUUCCUCUGGAACCGGAGACAUUUUUCAGCAACAUAUUCAGCUUGAAAGUACAGGUGAAAAUGUUAAACCUCAGCAUCAACUGAAAAACACUGUUACUGUGGAUGACAGUGUGGGCAAUGACACCACCUUCCUAGUUACAUGGCAGACCAGUGGACCCCCUGAGGUUGUGUUAUUUGAUCCUAAUGGAAGAAAAUACAGCAUGGACAAUUUUAUCACCAAUCUAGCUUUUCGGACUGCUCGCCUCUGGAUUCCAGGAACAGCUAAGCCUGGCCUAUGGACUUACACACUGAACAAUACCCACCACUCUCCUCAAGCCUUGAAAGUGACAGUGACCUCUCGCGCCUCCCGCUCAGCCAUGCCCCCUGCCACUGUGGAAGCCUUUGUGGAAAGAGACAGCACCCAUUUUCCCCAUCCUCUGAUGAUUUAUGCAAUUGUGAGAAAGGGGUUUCAUCCCAUUCUCAAUGCCACUGUAACUGCUACAAUUGAGCCAGAGACUGCAGAUCCAGUUAUGUUGAAACUUUUUGAUGAUGGAGCAGGUGCCGAUGUUAUAAAAAAUGAUGGAAUUUACUCGAGGUAUUUUUUCUCCUUUGCUGUAAAUGGUAGAUAUAGCUUGAAAGUGCAUGUCAACCGUUCUCCCAGCAUAAGCACCCUAGCCCACUCUAUUCCAGGAAGUCAUGCGAUGUACGUACCAGGUUACAUAACAAAUGGUAAUAUUCAGAUGAAUGCCCCAAGAAAAUCGGUGGGCAGGAGUGAGGAGGAGCAAAAGUGGGGCUUUAGCCGAAUAAGCUCAGGGGGCUCCUUUUCUGUGCUGGGUGUUCCAGCUGACCCACAUCCUGAUGUGUUUCCACCAUGCAAAAUUAUUGACCUGGAAGCUGUAAAAGAGGAAGAAGAGGUGGUUUUAUCUUGGACAGCUCCUGGAGAAGACUUAGACCAGGGCCAGGCUAACAGCUAUGAAAUAAGAGUGAGUAAAAGUCUGCAGAAGAUUCAAGAUGACUUUAGCAAUGCCAUUUUAGUGAAUACAUCGAAGUUAAAUCCUCAGCAAGCUGGUACCAAGGAGACAUUUAAAUUCUCAUCAGAGCUUUUCACAAACAGACCUGAACAGCAACCUGAUGGAGAGGCACAAAAAAGCCACAGAAUUUAUAUGGCAAUACGAGCAGUAGACAGAAACUCCUUAAAGUCUGCUGUCUCUAACAUUGCACAGGCAUCUCUGUUGAUUCUCCCAAAUUCUCCUCCUGUACUUGCCAGAGAUGAUCUGAUAUUAAAAGGAGUUCUGACAGCAAUAGGUAUUAUAGGAACCAUUUGCCUCACUAUAGUUGUAACACACUGUGUUUUAAACAAGAAAAAGAGAGCAGGUAAGAAAGAGAAUGAAACAAAAUUACUAUGAGCAAAUGUACGGAGUACAUUCCCGCUUAAAUAUAAGUGGCUUUUGCACUUUACAAAAACAUACUAAUAAAGUCAAAUUAACAUCAAAUUAUUAAAAAUGCCUUGAGUUUCUGUGCAGUAUAGAUCAGAAUUUUACAUGGUAAAUAGACAAAAAAUCUUUUUUAUAGCAUUAAUUUAGGGGGAGG